Molecule: messenger RNA, 1901 nt
Organism: Raphanus sativus (radish)
Lineage: Eukaryota; Viridiplantae; Streptophyta; Magnoliopsida; Brassicales; Brassicaceae
Exons: 11
Coding region: 96-1595 (499 amino acids)
Source: RefSeq, a predicted model, not a curated record
GGAAAGCUCCCCAAACUAGAUAGCCUAAUCUGCAAUCCCCCUCUCUCUUUCUCCCUAGCUUCUGAGCUCAAUAAGAGAGAAAAUAUAUUUCACCGAUGAUAGAGUCGGUCAUGGCCGUCCGUACCUCCACCGGAUUAUUCUCUCCGGCGACGUUACUCCAGUGUCGUCCUGCACUAAGCCCGGAGGAGGGAGUAAGCUGCUUCCGUUACGCUGCCCGCCGCGUUUUCCAGCCUCAACGUCUCAAGAAUACUGCCGGGAGUGGAUAUCUGAAGCACAACAAUGACUAUUUAACAAAGAAACACCCGAGGAAGAAUCGAACUCAAGCCACGGCCGAGUACGUAGAUUCAGCUUCAGAUCCAGAAAAGCAAACUGGCAAGUCAAGAUAUCAUCCUUCAGAAGAUAUUAGAGCCUCUCUUCCACAAAAUGCUGGAGGUUCCAGGCUUUCCCCUGCUGAAACUACUAGAACCAUCAUUGAGGUGAACAAUAAAGGAACCUUGAUGCUUACUGGUUCAACUGGUGAUGGAGUUCUUGAGAAUAUUCUCUGGCCAGACAUACCUUAUAUAACUGAUCAGAAUGGAAAUUUAUACUUUCAAGUUAAGGAGGAUGAGGAUGUCAUGCAGUCUGUUACCUCUGAAAAUAACUAUGUGCAAGUAAUAGUAGGUUUUGAUACGAUGGAGAUGAUCAAGGAAAUGGAGCUGAUGGGUCUAUCUGAUAGUGAUUUCGAAACUGAAGAUGAUGAAAGUGGAGGAGAAGAUGAUAGUGAGGAAGAUGGGGAUGAAGGAGAAGACGAUGAGGAGGAAUGGGUUGCUGUUCUAGAGGAUGAAGAUGAAGACGAAGAUGAUGAUGAUGAGGAUGACUAUGAUGAUGAUGAUGAUGAUGAAGAUGACGACGAAUCGCUUGGUGACUGGGCAAAACUGGAAACAAUGAGGAGCUGUCAUCCCAUGUUUUUUGCAAAGAGAAUGUCUGAGGUGGCUUCAAAUGAUCCUGUAGAUUGGAUGGAUCAGCCGUCUGCUGGGCUUGCCAUCCAGGGACUGUUGAGUCAUAUCUUAGUGGAAGAUUAUUCAGAUAUCCAACAGAAACUUGCUGACAUAAAAUCUACAAGUACCAGGGGAGACAAGAAUGAGCUUGAAGAGACUGAGAAGGCAGAUGGUGAUGAUGAAUCUGAGAAGACGAGAAAAGUGGUGGCGUUUUACAAGCUGGAGAUGAUAAGAGUUCAACUUAUUACAGCGCAAGGGGAUCAGACUGAAGUUGAAGUGGAAGAUGUGAGAAAAGCACAACCUGAUGUUAUUGCUCAUGGAUCAGCUGGAAUCAUAAACCGUUUACAAGAAGCUGGUGAUAAACUAGCUGAAGCACUUAGAUCUUUGUGUUGGAGAUACUACGGUAUUCAAGCUGAGGAAGUGAAGCUGAUAGGGUUAGAUUCCCUUGGUUUUGACCUCAGGCUUUGCGCAGGAGCAAAGAUUGAGUCAUUGCGGUUUGCAUUCUCGACACGGGCAACAUCAGAAGAUGACGCAGAGGAACAAAUAAAAGAACUAUUAUUCCCGACAAGAGACCCGUCGAAGCCGCCACUGGGAACAAGUCAGAAGGAGGCUUCUUAGUGCUCUCUAGUGAUCAUUUAAUGAAAGCUGCUAGGAGGAAACAGUAAUCCAAACUGCAAAUGCAUUGUCUGUGGGGCAAACAUGAACAAGGGUGGGUUGAAGCAUUCAAUUGAUUUCGAAGCUGUAAUUGCUGUUUCAAGUUUUUUUUUGGGUUUACUUUGCACAAAUUGAGCACUCUAGUUUCAACUCAUUCGUUAGCAAAGCUAUUGCAUCAAGAUUGACAUAGCUCAAAAUAAAUCCAUCUUAAAACUGUGAGAGUGGACAGUGACUGGACAAAUCUCUAAUCUCUUUUCUUGUUCAGCCUCU